UGUGGGCACUAUGGUUCUGCUAGUGGUCUGUUCUUGGUGCUUGUACGUGUCCAAGAAAAGAAAGAUGAUGUGGUUGAAGGAAAAAUUCUUUCGAGAAAAUGGAGGGCUACUCCUACAAAUGCGACUCAAUGGACAAGAAGAAUCCUCAAAUAGCCCAAGAAUUUUCAGUGCCAGAGAUCUUGAGAAGGUAACAAACAACUUCCAUGAAGGUAACAUUAUUGGUCAAGGAGGUUUUGGGAUAGUCUACAAAGGUCGUCUAAUAGACAACAAAGAAAUUGCUAUCAAGAAGUCAAAAACAGUUGAUCCCAACCAAAUUGAGCAAUUCAUUAAUGAGGUUGUGAUUCUGUCACAAAUUAACCACAAAAAUGUGGUUAAGCUCUUUGGUUGUUGUCUCGAGACAGAGGUACCUUUACUCGUUUAUGAAUUUAUCAACAAUGACACUCUUUUUAACCAUUUACACAACAAGAAGCGGGCACGUGAAAUUAGUUGGGACAUCCGACUGAAAAUAGGUGCAGAAACUGCAGAAGCCCUCUCAUAUUUGCACUCCGCUGCUUCACCUCCAAUCAUCCAUAGGGACAUAAAGACCACGAACAUACUUCUGGACGAGGAAUUUACAGCAAAAGUAUCCGAUUUCGGUGCUUCAAGAAUGGGCCUUCUUGAUCAAGAUCAACUAUCUACAGUGGUGCAAGGAACUCGUGGAUAUCUGGACCCUGAAUUCUUCCAAACAUUUCAGUUGACAGAGAAAAGAGAUGUUUAUAGCUUUGGAGUCGUUCUUGUGGAGCUACUAACAGGGAAAAAGCCCGUAUGCUUCAAUAGAUCAGAGGGUGAGAUAAGUUUAAGCAAUCAUUUCCUUUCUUCGAUGAAAGAAAAUCGACUGUUUCAAAUUCUUGAAGAUUCUGUCGCGUCUGAUGAGAAUAUUGACCAAUUGAGACAAGUUGCUGUACUUGCCGAACGAUGCCUAACUGUAAAAGGCGCCGACAGGCCUUCCAUGAAAGAAGUAGCAAUGGAACUGGUAGGGUUGCGAAUCACAUCAAAGCAUACUUGGACUCAAGGUUCUCAAGCUUUAAACCAAGAAGAGAUUGAGCCCCUGAUUGAUCAUCAAGAACAAUCCAAUCCCUCCGGUGGCGGUGAUAUUAUGUUGACAACUACAUAUUAUAGCCUCCAAAAUCAAGAAAUACAGCCAAUUGCCCAUGGGAGAUGAUCAUUUGAUCCCGCGGUCAUGGGAAGGACUGGAUUGCAUUUUUACGUCAUCCUUACUUGUGUUUUUUAUAUUACUAGUGAUUAUGUUAUCACGAUAUGUUAAC
Molecule: messenger RNA, 1304 nt
Organism: Coffea arabica (coffee)
Lineage: Eukaryota; Viridiplantae; Streptophyta; Magnoliopsida; Gentianales; Rubiaceae
Product: wall-associated receptor kinase 5-like
Biological process (GO): protein phosphorylation; cell surface receptor signaling pathway
Cellular component (GO): plasma membrane
Molecular function (GO): ATP binding; protein serine/threonine kinase activity
Source: RefSeq, a predicted model, not a curated record